This is a messenger RNA of Condylura cristata (star-nosed mole), 1412 nucleotides long. It is a transcript of the gene ASPA, whose product is annotated as aspartoacylase. Lineage: Eukaryota; Metazoa; Chordata; Mammalia; Eulipotyphla; Talpidae. The record is from RefSeq and is a predicted model, not a curated record. The coding region runs from base 153 to 1094 and encodes 313 amino acids. The transcript has 6 exons. Gene Ontology annotation, molecular function: hydrolase activity, acting on ester bonds; hydrolase activity, acting on carbon-nitrogen (but not peptide) bonds, in linear amides.
UUGUGACAGAAAAUUACAAUAUAUUCCAUGCAAGAACUCUGCACUUUGCACUUUGGUUAAAGUCUCAUUGAGCCUUAAAGCUUUCUUAAGAAAUUGAGUUUUCUUUGCUCUCUCUUCUCAGUUGCAGACAUUAGAUAAAACUGCUUGACAAAAUGACUUCUUGUCACUUUGAUGGAGAUCCUAUAAAAAAGGUUGCUAUCUUUGGAGGAACUCAUGGGAAUGAGCUAACAGGAGUAUUUCUAGUUAAACACUGGCUAGAGAAUGGCGCUGAGAUUCAGAGGACAGGGCUCGAGGUAAAGCCAUUUAUUACCAAUCCCAGAGCAGUGAAGAAGUGUACCAGAUAUAUUGACUGUGACCUGAAUCGAGUUUUUGACCUUGAAAAUCUUGGCAAAAAAAUGUCAGAGGAUUUGCCAUAUGAAGUGAGAAGGGCUCAAGAAAUAAACCAUUUAUUUGGUCCAAAAGAUAGUGAAGAUUCCUAUGACAUUAUUUUUGACCUUCACAACACUACUUCUAAUAUGGGUUGCACUCUUAUUCUUGAAGAUUCCAGGAAUGACUUUUUAAUUCAGAUGUGUCAUUAUAUUAAGACUUCUUUGGCUCCAUUACCUUGCUAUGUCUAUCUUAUUGAGCAUCCUUCCCUCAAAUAUGCAACCACUCGUUCGAUAGCCAAGUAUCCUGUUGGCAUAGAAGUUGGUCCCCAACCUCAAGGAGUUCUGAGAGCAGAUAUUUUGGAUCAAAUGAGAAAAAUAAUUAAACAUGCCCUUGAUUUUAUACAUAGUUUCAAUAAAGGAAAAGAAUUUCCUCCCUGUACUAUUGAUGUCUAUAAAAUACUGGAAAAAGUUGACUAUCCCAGGAAUGAAUGUGGGGAAAUUACUGCUAUUAUCCACCCUGAUCUGCAGGACCAAGACUGGAAACCAAUGCACCCUGGGGAUCCCAUGUUUUUAACUCUUGAUGGACAGACUAUCUCAUUGGGCGGAGACUGUACCGUGUACCCUGCGUUCAUAAAUGAAGCGGCAUAUUAUGAAAAGAAGGAAGCUUUCGCAAAGACAACUAAAUUAACACUCGAUGCAAAAAGUAUUCACUUCUCUUUACAUUAGAAGUCACCUCUAGCUCACGGCUUAUACAAUAUCUUGAAAAACUGCUAGAUUGUCAGCUCCUGGAGAGCAGGGUUGUGCCUCACUCAGCUUCACUCCCUCGCACCUCGCCCAGUGCCUUGCACACAGUGAGCAUUCAGGUGAAUUUCUUGAAUGAAUAAAUUAAUGAAUAUUUUUAAAACUAUCAUACUUUAUGUAUGUAACUUACUUGAAGAAAUGCACUUCUUAUUUCUGCAUAACUUUUUAUAUAUUAUACUUUGAUAGUUUAACUUUCUUAAUAAACAACCUUUAAAUUCAAAUUUUAAAAUUGAAAUGGAUAUA